Zeugodacus cucurbitae (melon fly) is the source of this 5777-nucleotide messenger RNA. RefSeq lists its product as uncharacterized. The record is from RefSeq and is a predicted model, not a curated record. The transcript is spliced from 8 exons. NCBI's taxonomy places the organism in Eukaryota, Metazoa, Arthropoda, Insecta, Diptera, Tephritidae. Gene Ontology annotation, molecular function: protein binding. Bases 701 to 3064 code for a protein of 787 amino acids.
UGGAAUUCUUCCUGACAAUUAGAAAAUGACUUUUGUCGUGCACGUAACAGCUAAGAGAAAAACAUUAAAUUGCUGCUGAUGAAAUUUCAAAUAACAAAACACUGGUUAGCACAAAAUUUAUAUUUAAAUAUUUAAAUAAUUCAUUAACUUAACAUGAAUGAUGUACGUAAAACUACGGUUAUUUAUUGAGAUAACGUUAACAAAAAUAUUUCAUUGCAAAUAGAUAAGGUGCAAGCGUAAGCAGUUUGUGGAAAAAUCAAUAUUUUGCCAUAAGGCUGUUAUUCGGAUAUAAGACAACAACGGGCAAAAGGAACAACAAUAACAUAAAUAUAAAAAGUUUAAUUUGUUCAUAAACAUAAAAAUAAAUUAAAUAAUUGAAAAAAAUAACAUGAUUAAUGAUUAAAAGUGCGAGUGCGAGGUAUUUCCAUUUAUAAUGUGAUAUCGGUACAUAUAAUAUUUUUGUAUACAAUUUGAUGACUGUUUUCCAUUGGCGCAGUUCGAAUUAUGAUAUCAUGGUUCGCGUUCGCAAUAAAGCCAAUAUUAACGUAAUGUGAUGCAUGUUAAUCGAAAAAAUUGCGAAAGUAAACAGAUAAAUUUUAAUAUAAAAGAACAAGUUAAAUUUAUACCUGGAAACACAAGAAUUUAUUCGAUAGUGGCAUUCUGCUGCUUAAUUCAACCAUCUAUUAUUUCUGUGCAUUGAAUGUUUCGUAACUGCAUUUUAAUGGGCAUCGCGUUCGAUCCCCAAACACGUCUUCUGCGACAAGCAGCGGAAGCCGCCAUUAUUUUCCUAAUUUUUACUCAGAAUGUAUCACACAUCAGCUGCGGCUCUAAGCCUAUCAGCACUACCGCCAACGAUGGCUAUGCCAGUUGGGCUGCCACACAGACAACGGGUGUACUUGGCACCGGUCCACUCACCGUAAAAACAGCAACAGUAGACGUCGAUACGCAUCGCUUGACAAAACGAAUGGAUUUGGAACUAUGUUUGGGUAAAUAUGAAAUCCACAAGAAUACCAUUAUUCGCACAGGCGAAUCACAAACACUUGGUGGUAAAUACUUGCAAGGUCUUGAGCUCGACACGACUGAGGAAUGUCAACGUCUGUGUUGUGAAACGGAAUCCUGUGACGUGUAUGUGUUCGAAGAUAAAAGUGAUGGCUAUUGUUACCUCUUCGAGUGUGGUCCACCUGAGAAUUUUCAUUGUAAAUUCACUCGCCAUGCUAAUUAUACCAGUGCUGUACUGACAGUCGCUCGCAAUUCGAAUGUAAAGACUACAAUGGCCCCAAGUACAACACAAGUAGUUGAUGUCAACAAUUUUUCGCAACAGGAGUGGGAAUUGACAAGUUUAAAGGUAAAAGCAGAAACGCGCGAUAAAAUGGCGUCAGCAUCAGCGGCAGUGGGACAGGGAAAGGAAUCUGCCGACGUGUCUGGAGUAUAUGUGAUAGGAACCGCCACCGCUACCGCAACAUCCAGCGGAAAAACAAAUGUAUUGGCAACAGCGGGACCCGUGCCCAUGAUAGGUGCAGACCAAAUACCACCAAUAAGCGUAGCUUUUCCACAAAAUGCGUAUCCUACGCAUUGUGGACGUUUUCAAUUUCCCUGCCAUUCCGGUGAAUGUAUUGCUGUCUAUAACGCCUGCGAUGGUAUACCACAAUGCGAAGAUGGUAGUGAUGAGGGACCGGAAUGUUCAGGUGCUACGUCCACGGCAAAGUCGGAUGCUGACGCAGCCUCCGCGAAUACUUUAGAAACUAAAGCUCAAAAGAUAGUUUCGGUGCCUCAAUAUCAGCCACCUAUUCUACAACAAGCCGCGAAAACACAAUUGCAGCCUAUGCCACAACCUCAUCAACAACAACAACAGCAACCGCAACAGUUAGCACAACAAACACUGCCCGGCAUUGUACCACCGCUCAUAAAUAAUCGCGAGGAUGCUGGCGCUUGGGAAACCCGAAAGGCGGCUACUCCUCAUCCGCAAGUCCAAACAAUAAAUGAUGUAGAUUUUAAGAAUCGCAUAUUUAGCCACAAAGGAGGAAUACAAGUGCCCACAACAGUUGUAAAUGCCAAUAACAGUCCCAAUAAUGUGCAGACCAACACUUAUGCUAAUACAAAUACGAACAACAAUCCAAACAUCAAUUUAAAUCCAGCUUAUAAUGCGGUCACGUUACAGCGUAACGGUAUUUAUUUACCCCAAAUAACAGAUUUGUCACCGGGCAGCAUGUAUAUAUCCCAACAGCAGCAGCAACAGCAAAUUCCACCUCAACAACAAUAUGUCGUGCCAAUUGUAGGUAUGAUGCCAUCGAAUAUGCAGUGGCAAAUUCAACAGUCAAAGCAAGUUGCUCUGACACCGCAAGCGCCCAUGGCACAGCGACAACAAGCACUGCCAUUGCCAUUGCAGCCAGGACCAGCGUACAAUGUAAACUUAGUCGAUCAACAGCAACAAGUAAACCCGGUAGCAGCUAAAGAAGCUACUGAACAAUCUGCAGGAUACUUGAAUUCGCCUGUAGAAGUAACGUUGCUACAACAGAAAACCGAAGUAACUGGUCCCCAGCAGCAAUCGGUGGUACAUGUGGCUUCACCGAAUGGAUCGCCAACUGUGUUAAAAUCUGCGCCAACGGAACAAAACUCUAAUACCAGAAAAGCAGCAGGUGCUAACGCGAAAGUGAAAGAACAGAAUAAUGAUUACGAGGAGGAGCCAACACAUCCACCUAAAAAGAAACAAAAACAUAUGAAGCUGGCCAAUCUUCCUCAAAGCGAAAAGGGCAAAGGUCUGCUGGAUCCAAUAGAGUCAGCGCUUGAGGAACAAAGACAACAUGUUCCUGUCCCCUCGCCCGUGCACGAGCAAUACAAAUUAAUACACGACAAUCUUGGUUUCGAAUUUCGAGAUCAUGAUGGACAAUCUGAGCGACCGGGUGGUGCUAUGCUCUCUUUAACGCUAGGUUUACUUGUCACAGCCGCUCUAGCCAUAUUAAUUGGCUGUCGCAUGCGUACUGUCAGCCGACGCACUCGUCGCAUGGGCGGAAAGACGCCUUAUUCGCAUGAGGCAGAUUUCUUAGUAAAUGGCAUGUAUUUGUAAGAGAAAUGAAUGCGGUGAACGCCGAGGACAAAUAUUUCCAACUCUCCAACAUUCUAACCUAGAGCGGCUGUGGUGAUUCUAACAACAAACGCUUAAAAACAAUUUUCAUACUAGUAAAUGGUUGUUUUUUUUGUCUGCAUAUGUAUAUGCAGACAUGAAACACAUAGUUGUAGUCUUAGUACAGGAAUCAUUUAUAUACAGUGGCCGACAAAAGUCUACUUACACCCUAUGUUUUCGUGGCUUUUUAGAAAAUAUGUAUUGAUACAUUUUCAUUCUCAUUUUCUAUCUAAUCACAAGAAACUAAAAAAUUAUUAUUUUUUUUAAAUAAAUCAAUAACGUUAUGAAAAAAAAUUCCUUCGACAAAAGUUUACAUUUACGGAGCUCAUACACUGAGUGCAUUUUGCAAUGUAGCGUUAACUUUUUCGCUUUUUGUUUAUAAAACAUUGAAAAGAAAAAAAUUAUAUGUUGAAAUUUCCAAAAAAAAAAAAAAUAAUUAGUAUAUAGCGACAGUACCGUCCAUGGUAAAAACUUCAAAAAUAGUGGUUCUACCGAAAGUAAGCCGUCAAGUGGAUGCCCAAAGCAACAAACUCUUAGAGACGUCGGUUUGAUUCCAAAAGCAGUGGACAAAAAGCCACUAACUGGCCUUAACAUAUAGCAAAUACAUCACAACAUUUUUAUCAUCUCAGGGUUCCACAGAAAAAACUUCGUUUCGAAUUGGCAAUGAACAUAAAGAAAAGGGGAAAGAUUUUGGAAAAAAUAAUAUAUUUUCAGACGGUUCAUAGUUCGAAAUUUUUGAUAUACUGUGUUUGGUCCGAAGUAGUAUUGUGGCGGGAUUGUAACGGUUUAUGGAGCUUUUGCGGCUUCACCAAAAUCAGUUUCGGCAGGAUCUGCCAGCAAGAUUACGAUCCAAAGCAAAUGACGUAAAGUGUUAAAGAUUGGGUACUAUACUAUGCUUCAACACAAUUAAACACAACACCGCCUAGCACUUGAUUUAAGUACAAUUAAACGUAUUUGGGAAUUUUUGGAGACAAAAAUUAGAAAAAAUUAUCUUUGUAUCGCUACUUUACUCAAAAACCGUAUAAUAGACACUAAGAACUGCAUUACAUCUGCAGAGUUGAUAAAUUUAGUAGUAACGGUUGGUAGAUGUGUACUGUGUCCCAUCUAAAUGCCAAAAACAAGAUUUUCGCAUUAAAAUACGUUAUUUAUACACUAUAAGUAGACUUUUGUCAGCGGAAUUUUUUAGGUUUUCUUUCAUAACUUUGUUGAUUAAUUUUAAAUAAUGGAUUUAUUUAGUUUAUAGUAAUUAAAAAGAAGAUCAGAAAGAAACAGUAUCAACACAUUGUACUAAGAAGCUUUUGUACUUUCAUCACGAAAACAGGGUGUGUAUGCAGACUUUUGUCGACCACUGUACAUAUGUAUGAUAUUAGGGCACCCACAUAUGAAGGAAACUGAAAAAUGAUAGUUUCCUGGGCAUUUCAUGAUAUUUUUUUUCUAAAAAAUAAAUAUGUAAACAAAUCUUGACAUCUGUAAAGCUACCUAUGUACUUGUACAUAAUUUGUGCAGAUUUAAGUUGCACUUUAUUUAAAAGACUACUUACUAAGGGAAUAGUAAAUUAUUCUUGAAAGAAAAAUAUUUUCCGUACAAUUAAUUUUUAGAAAAAUAGACACUUGCUAAAUUAAAGCUUAAAUGUGAAAAUUUUUUUAUUUAGUUUAGAAAGAAUUCUCCCAAGAGUUUUUACUCAUUUAAACAUUGGUGCUAGUUACCAAGGAAAACAUAUAUUUUCUAACGACGUCUCCAAAUAUACAUAUGUAUAUUAUUGUAACACUAUAUAUUAUAUAUUUCUAUUACAUUAUUUAAAAUUUAGUAACUCUCAAAUGGAAAUUUCAAACUUUUAAAUUCUUUUAAAUCUUACUUGAUCUUUACAUCUGCAAAACUGAUUUGGCUUUGCGCCACUAUUGUUUACAAUUAGUUUGGAGUUUUGUAGCACAAUUCCGCCUAGUUUCUUUCCAAAAAAAAUAUACGAUAUUUUCGAUGAAUUUGGAAUUAUUAUUUAUAAUUACAUUUGCAAUGAUUGUGUUUUUAUUUUGGUUAAAUAAAAAGAAAUACUUUAGCACUCUUACUAUUCUAUACUUAAGAGGGGAAGAGUUAGCACGAUCCAAGCAUAAAGUGCAACUAUAUCAACAACCCCGAAAUUACAGCGCAAGCGACAACUUGUAAAUUCUGCCGAUGCAACCUCAGCACAUCCGGCACAUGCCAACCGAACAUGCAACAUGCAUUCUAGGAAAUAUAUCACGCCACUUAAUAAUUCCGUGGCUUAGAAUAAGUAUAAAUUAAUCAAAUUGUUAAAUUUAAGUUUGAGUCGUUUCUGAUCAAUAAAGCGGACACGCUGUCCGAUCAAAAAUAUUGAUAUUCCCAAUGCAGGAAUACAUAAUUGGCAUAUUUCUAUGCUAACAAACUACACAUGUUGUCUUUGAAUAAACAAGUAAGAGUUCGUAAUAUAUUUGGUUUAAUUAUUUAUUUCAGUUCAAUUAUUGAAUAUAGAACAAUUGUAUUGGAAAUAAGUUUAUAUAUGUAUUCAAACAUAUGAUAUACAUCGUACAUAUGUACUCGGUAAACUCGAUAGAUAUGUAUAAGCAAAAUUUUAUAAAUGUGAAUGAAACUAUGUAAACAAAUAAUUCAUGUUAAAAAUUAAAUACAAUUGAAACAUACUUUA